Perognathus longimembris pacificus (Pacific pocket mouse) is the source of this 914-nucleotide messenger RNA. It is a transcript of the gene Minar2, whose product is annotated as membrane integral NOTCH2 associated receptor 2. The record is from RefSeq and is a predicted model, not a curated record. Lineage: Eukaryota; Metazoa; Chordata; Mammalia; Rodentia; Heteromyidae. Bases 90 to 656 code for a protein of 188 amino acids. The transcript has 3 exons.
AGCUGCAGCCUCUCCGGGCCCGUUAAUAAUGGAAGAGGGUGACGGGAGCCGCUCCGCCGGCUCGGUGUCCGCGGGGGGCCGGGGGAGACAUGGAUCUUUCCGUUUUGCCCAAUAACAACCAUCCUGACAAAUUCCUGCAGCUGGAUGUGAAGUCGUUGAUGAGAAGCCCAGCCUUGCUGCAGGCCAGCCUCGCGAGAUUUCCGGGGGGAACUCCUCCUGCCGCACAGCACUGGCAAAACCUGGUCUACGCGCAGAGAGAAAAUACCACUACACAACGAAUUAAAGGAUUCAGUCUGGAGGUCCCCCUUGUUGCUGAUAGCCCUCACCCCUCUAUGUCUUCAGUCAUGAAGAAUAACCCACUAUAUGGGGACAUCAGUUUGGAGGAAGCUAUGGAAGAAAGAAAAAAGAAUCCUUCCUGGACCAUUGAGGAAUAUGACAAGCAUUCCCUGCAUACCAACCUGUCCGGACAUCUGAAGGAAAAUCCCAAUGAUUUACGGUUUUGGUUGGGAGAUAUGUACACACCAGGUUUUGACACCUUGUUGAAGAAAAAGAAGAAACGUGAUAAGCGAUCAAAAUUAUGCCAUAUGGGUCUGAUUUUCCUUCUUGUGACUUCAGUCUUGGUUACCAUAGUGACCAUCAGCACAUUUUUCACCUAAAGAGACUGUCUGCCGUCGAUAGAGCCACCUUAAAUUUCUUGAAAAGCUUUCUAAUCAUUUGCCCCGAAAAUAUGCUCAUGCAAUGUGGAUGUUGUUAGUUUUUCAGCUUGGUGUGCUUGCCCUGUAAAAUGGGAGCACUCCCUGUAGAAUGGGAGCACUCCCUGUGUGAGAUAAGCUGGCCUCUCUGCUUAGCACUGUGGAACCUGUGUACAAACUCUAGCCUUCCAUUUGUCCUGUGGGAAACAGAACAUUUUCCAA